Sphaeramia orbicularis (orbiculate cardinalfish) is the source of this 1145-nucleotide messenger RNA. It is a transcript of the gene arl6, whose product is annotated as ARF like GTPase 6. NCBI's taxonomy places the organism in Eukaryota, Metazoa, Chordata, Actinopteri, Kurtiformes, Apogonidae. Bases 230 to 808 code for a protein of 192 amino acids. Gene Ontology annotation, molecular function: GTP binding; GTPase activity. The record is from RefSeq and is a predicted model, not a curated record. The transcript has 9 exons.
CGGUCUCCCAGCAACAGAGUGUAAAUAACAGGAGGCUCCUUCCUCCAGACUGGUGGGCAUGAGUGAGAGAGCAAGUGAAAUGAAAAAGCACUGAUUUGAAGGUGGCUGUUUACUUACUAUACAAGCUAAGGGCAGUUGUUACCGCAUACUGAUAAAGAGACACCCGGGACAAAUUACAGUUCUUGCUGUGUCACAGAGCACACAAAAACUGAUGUUUGUCGGCUAGCCAAUGGGGCUGUUUGAUAAGUUGGCAGCAUGGCUGGGGUUGAAGAAGGAGGUGAAUGUGCUAUGUCUUGGCCUGGACAACAGUGGCAAAACUACCAUUAUCAACCAGCUCAAACCAUCCAAUGCCCAGGCACAAGACAUCGUCCCAACCAUUGGCUUCAGCAUAGAGAAGUUCAAGACUUCCAGCUUGUCAUUCACAGUUUUUGACAUGUCGGGGCAAGGCAGAUACAGAAAUCUUUGGGAACAUUAUUAUAAGGAGGGUCAGGCGAUCAUAUUUGUCAUUGAUAGUGCAGAUAAGCUGAGGAUGGUAGUGGCCAAAGAAGAAUUGGACACGUUACUAAACCACCCCGAUAUUAAACACAGAAGGAUUCCAAUCUUAUUCUUUGCUAACAAGAUGGAUGUCAGGGACGCUCUGUCUUCUGUCAAGGUCUCACAGCUGCUUUGUUUGGAGAACAUCAAAGAUAAACCCUGGCACAUCUGCGCCACUAAUGCUUUGAAAGGAGAAGGUUUACAGGAGGGAGUCGACUGGCUACAAGAACAAAUUAUUCAAUCAAAUCAAAACAAUGAAAACGUGAGGACAUGAAGACAAAGACAAGGCAUGAUGGAAUUGAGCUGCAUCUUCCAUGGAAAACUUUAAUGAAUGAGGGUUGGAUCUGUUUUUAGAGGUACCAUGAUGCAUCCAUGCUUGAGAAAUGGGGCAACUAUAUUGUUAAUAUAUUCAUCAAUUUUAUACACUUUCAUUAAACUGUGACAUUAAUAAUGUAAAAGUUGUGAAGCAAAAGUGAAUCAUUUUCAAAAUCAGGUUUCUUUGGGUAAAACUUCUAAGCAUUCAGAUGCACAUUUUGAGAUCGGAAGUGUUUGGUGCAUUCAAUGUCCAUCAGCUCAAGUGAAACAAUAAAAAAAGUAUCUAUACUUGUAAC